AUGGCCUCUUUGAAGAGCAAUGAUAAACUUUCUGUGGGCUCAAUACAAAGAGUGUUGAGCUCAACUUCAAAUAGUUCAAAUGGUGUUGUACGUCCUGAAUCAAAUGGCAGUACAAAUUCAACUGAUAAACACAGUUUCAAGAAGUCAAAUACUAGAACUUGGUCACUAUGGGGGUCUUCUGAGGUUGCUACUAGUACAAUUCCAGUUGAUAAUAAUGACAAUAGUCAAAAGACAAACUCCGAUGUUACUGCAACUUUAGUAAAGGAUAAUGUACAAUCAACUACAGAAAAGGAUGAUACCAGUACUGGAACAAACAAUAGUAACACUACGACAAGUAAAAAAUCAUCUUCUGUACCAUCUUCUCCAAGUCUUCAAGUAACUACUCAGGAUACUAGAUCAAGAGGUUGGUCCUUUUUAAGUAGAGGUUCAAAUAGUAAUCAGAAUACAACUGUAAAUUCUAAAAAGGUAUUACCAAUUACAAAUUUAGUCAAACCUUUAUCCAACACUAUCAUCUAUGAUGAUCAAUUAGAUAACUCUUCAGAAUUACAAAGAAAUAAUACCCCUAUUAGUGAUACAGAGACUAAAUCAUUAGAUGAAAGUUUAAUAAAUCCCAAUAUUGUAGUACCCAGUUUUGAUGUAUUGCCAAAGGUAACGACAUGGUCUACUGUCUCAACAUCUAUUUCAAAAAUUGCAACAAAUUUAAAUCUAAUUGCGAAAAGACCAAGAGAAAAAUUCUUAUACAAUCAAGGCCCUCAUAAAAAAUUGUUCGAACUAUCUAAUAAAGGAACUAAACCAAUAAAAGUAUUAAUCAUAGGCGUCCAUGGUUUCUUCCCAACUAGAAUGAUUAGACCAUUUAUUGGUGAACCAACAGGAACUUCAGCAAAAUUCAUAACAGAAGCUGAAAAAAUUGUAAGGAGUUAUUUUAGUAAAUACAAUACACCUAUUGAAAUAAAUAAAAUUGCCUUGGAACGUGAAGGUAAAGUUUUAGAAAGAGUAAACUUCUUUUAUGACACUUUGGAAAAUAAUAUCAAUGAAAUAAAUAGUGCAGAUUUCAUCUAUUUUGUAGCACAUUCACAAGGUUGCCCUGUAACAAUUAUCUUAUUAGGAAGAUUAAUCGACACAGGUAUUAUACGUCCAAACACAUCAUAUUUCGAUAGCAAUGAUGAAUUACCAUAUUCUUCAGGUAAAAAAGUUAUUUCUGUUUUAGCAAUGGCAGGUGUCAAUAAUGGUCCAUUUUAUGGCGCCGACCAAACUCUUUUCGUUCGUGCAUAUUCAACAAUCGAAAGUGACUCCUUAAAAGAAUUAUUUGAAUUCCAAAAAUUUGAUUCAACCCUAUCUAGGAUGUAUAUCCAAAAUCUAAAAACGAUAAUUCGGAGAAAUGUAAAGAUCACUUUUGUUGGAUCAAUUAAUGACCAACUAGUCCCAUUAUAUUCAUCAAUAUGUUUAUUUGCUCAUCAUCCAAAUAUUUUUAGGGCAACAUUUAUUGACAGAGAUUCAAGAACUCCAAAAUUUAUAACUAGAAUUGUUGAUAUCGCUGGCAAACUAAUAGAUCUAGGCCAUGAUGAUCACGGAAUAAUUAAAGAAAUCAGUUCAUCAUUGGCGGGCCCAUUGACUGGCGGUGGACAUUCGACAGUAUACAACGAAGCUCAAGUCUACGAAUUAGGAAUAAAAUUUGCAUUAGAAACGUCUGAUAUCCCAGAAGAGACUCCAGUAGGAUACAGACCAUAUAAAUUGUCACAACUAGGUAACAAUCCUUAUAACCUACCAUGGUGUAUGCGUGGCUUGAUAUACGAAACAAAUAAAUAUUUAGACAGAGGAGAAAUUGAUUUGUUAAUUAAGGAAUUUGAAGAAUGGGAACCAAAUACAAAAGUACUAAAAGAUGUAAAAUAUAGGUUAAAUGGUCUAAAAUCAAAAUUAUGA
Vanderwaltozyma polyspora DSM 70294 is the source of this 1920-nucleotide messenger RNA. RefSeq lists its product as uncharacterized. The transcript has a single exon. NCBI's taxonomy places the organism in Eukaryota, Fungi, Ascomycota, Saccharomycetes, Saccharomycetales, Saccharomycetaceae. The record is from RefSeq and is a predicted model, not a curated record. The coding region runs from base 1 to 1920 and encodes 639 amino acids.